AGCUGCAAUUGCGCAUCGGUGAUUUGCGGCAAAGUCCACAAAAUUCAGCACAUUAGAUCUCAAGAACGGGCGCAGCAAACUCAGCAAGUACAAGCCAGCCAACUGCACUGGGCUAACUACACAACAACUCCGACUACAGAAACUGCUAGACAACCAGGAUAUGAUAGAGUUGUGAAACCAUCCGACAAAGCGACCACAAGUUGUAAUGCGGCCUACAAUACUUGUCCAUCAAUGAUGCAAGGAGCCGAAAUGUCAAGUACACUGAAAUCAUUUUCAACAGUGGGAUCAUACCUAACUUCUGGUAACGACGGAUCAUCAUUCCACGUUCAAAAAAAUAAGAGGACACAAACCAAAUCACAAGUACAUAGAUCUGUAUCUGAUGCCAGGAGUGAUCAAAAUGACAAAAAAGACCAUACUGAUAGCGAACCAGCAACUAACGAGUCGGAGCCAAAGCAGAUUAAUUUGGUACCACAUCCAGAACCUACUGAAGAUCAAACUGCUAGAGAAAGCAAACCGCAAUUACGAGAUAGCGAAAUUAAAAGUGAAGACACAAAAAAUAACGGCGACGUUGAAUCGACGGUGAACAACCGAAAGAGAGCUAAACCUUUGUACAGAGAAUCUUUGCAGACAAGUGAUACAAGAAAUUAA
Molecule: messenger RNA, 648 nt
Organism: Cotesia congregata
Lineage: Eukaryota; Metazoa; Arthropoda; Insecta; Hymenoptera; Braconidae
Source: the annotation of a GenBank genome assembly